AUGAUAGUCCAGACCAUCACCAUCAUCACAAAGACCACCAUAGUCCAGACCAUCAACAUCAUCACAGAGACCACCAUAUCCAGACCAUCACCAUCAUCACAAGACCACCAUAGUCCAGACCAUCCACAUCAUCACAGAGACCACCAUAGUCCAGACCAUCCACAUCAUCACAGAGACCACCAUAGUCCAGACCAUCCACAUCAUCACAGAGACCACCAUAGUCCAGACCAUCACCAUCAUCACCAAGAAGACCAUAGCCAAGGUCACCACCAUCACCAUGGAGACAACCAUAGUCCAGACCAUCACCAUCAUCACAAAGACAACCAUAGUCCAGACCAUCACCAUCAUCAUGGGGACCAUCACAAGCCAGACCAUCACCAUCAUCACGGAGAUCACCAUAGCCAAGACCAUCACCAUCACCAUGGGGGCCACCACAGACCAAACCAUCACCAUCACCAUGGGGACCACAAUAGCCCAGAACACCAACAUCAUCAUGGGGACCACCACAGUCCAGUGCAUCAGCAUCAUGGAGACCACCGCAAUCUGGGGCAUCCCCAUCAUCAUCAUGGAGACCGCCACAGUCAAGAUCAUCAUCACCAUCAUCAUAGAGACCACCACUUUUCAGACCAUCAUCGUCAUCAUGGAGACCAUCACAGUCCAGAGCAUCACUAUCGUCACCGUGACCAUCAUAUUUUGAACAUUCACCAUCAACAUGACCACCACAGUCUAGAUCAUCAUCAUGAUGAUGUUGAUAGUUCAGGCCAUCAUCACCAUGAAGAUCAACAUAGGGAAUCUCAUCACCAUCAGCAUCAUGGAGACCAGCACAAUCCAGGCCAUUGCGUACAACAUGGAGACCACUACAGAUCAGGUCAUCACCACCAUGAAUCACAUCCCAACCAGCACCACUCAAGAAACAAUGAUCUUGACCAUGAUGACCACCACACUCAUUUGAAGGGGCAUUCUGCUGGCAGUCCACCGACACACAGGAAGACGGAGCCUCUUUCCAUUAAACCAGAGUCUUCCAUGACAACAACAAGCAACCCCAGCAGCCACGAAGAGGAACGAACAAGUUUCAUUGGCCCAUCAUUACAACAAGAGAAGAAAGAGGAGCUGGGUAGAAUCAUGAUAAUACAGGAACAAAAUGAAGGUCUGCACCACAGUUUGCUGAAGACAGCUGUAAGGAUGGAGUGUUUGGGAGAGGAAUUCAUGAGUAGCCAAAAGCUGUUGGAGGCAGAACUUCAGAGGACACGCACAGAGCUCAGCAACCUCACGGAGAGGUUUAAGAGACUACAUGAUAACUGCUCGUCCACACAGCAGACUAAUAAUGUUCUGGAGCAAAAGCUUCACUCAGUGACUCAAAAUAUGGAAGAAGAACGACAAAGGUUGAACUGUCGUAUUUCAGAGCUGACACAGCAGCUUGGUAAUGUGAAAUUUGCCAACUCUGGCGAAGUGUUCAGUGUGACUUCUGCAAUACACAAAAACAACCAUCAUUUUCAGUCAGAUGAUACCAUUAAUCAGGUGGUUCUCCCAAUCGCUCCCCCUCCAGUUCAGUUUAUGGACAACGAUAAUUAUGGAAAGGUUAAAGCUGCUGGGCAGGAGCAACCUCUAGGGUCAGUCCCAGAGGAGGAGGAAUCUGACUGGUCUGAAGUGGGAGAAGAGACCCCACGGCUUAUACUGAGAGGAUCAAACAGGGGUCAGACCUGGAGACACCGGGAAGCAGACCUGGACAGAGACAGCGAGUCAGGAAGUGAGGAAAUUCCCAGACGACACUCUCCACGCCCACUGCAAAUACCUCAUCUUCAGUUCACCUCCCACAGUGACAAUUUACCUGCACCACAAACUAGUUCUCGCCCUUCUGGCAUGAAGAAUCUUUCUGAUGACAUUACAGGUGAGGGAAGUUACAGGUCCUCUAGUCCAAAUCAUGGAUCUGCCAUUCUUAUCCGGUCAGCAAGCCUGGAGGAAAUUCCUCUGGCAUGCCAUCACAUGCAAAAAGAGCUGAGAGGCACAGAGGCCAUGAUGGACCUCCGCCAUCGAGGGAAUGAAGCUACUGAGGAUUUAGAUAAUGAGAUCAUUCAUCAUUGGAACACAAGCAACCACAGGGUUAUUGGGAGGCCAAUAGAUAGCAGUAUGUCAAAGGCAGAAAGCAGCUUGGCCAGCCUGCAGUCAGCCGAGCGGAUGCUAAACCACUUCAUAUGUGAUUCUUACACUACAGAGGGAAGAGAGCAGGACAGGGCUGAAGUACAUGGCUGGAUAGGAGGGAUUCCAGAUGAGGUGCUGAAAGGAGAGCGAACAAAGCUGUGACAGUAACAUGACUGCACUAAAAUCCUAAUUCAAUGUAGCUGUAGUAGCAAGUUUAAUGAAUAAGCUCGUUUUAGUGGUUUAUGGAUUCAGCCACAUUAAUUUGAUGUUUGAUGUAAUUUAAUUUCUGAAUUUGAAAAGUAGAUUUUAUGGAUUUACUUUGAUAAACUUUCCUACUGUCCAAUUGGUGUAUUCAAUAAAAGCGAUGAGUUUCUAGCUUUAAAUUAUUAUAGCUGGCAUUUGCUGAAAGUGAUUGUUGGUUGAUGAAUACUAUAUAUAUAAAUGUGCACCUUGAAAAAUCCUGUACAGCUUAGAUAAACUGAUUAAUUCAUUGUAAAAUGUAAAUGUGUAUUUUUGUUGCAUAGAUACAAAUAGAAUGGUCAGCCAAAACCACUGACAGGUGGGCCUCCAAGGCUCCACCACAGAGCCCACAUGAGCCAAAGGUUCCACUGCUGAAACAACAAAAUAGCCACAGUUCAUACUCUGACAGGUCAAAUGUGGUUUUGUGGCUAAAGGAGGACAUACACAAUGUUAGGCAGGUGGUUUUAAUGUUGUGGCUGAUUAGUGCAGUUCCUUUUCUUUUUUCAUCAUUGCAGAAUUUUAAAAAGUCAUCAUAUAAGUUAUACUUAUUUACAUAGCUAGCUACUGUUAGAUACUCUUGAAUGCUAUAAACAACAUCAAGCACAAUUUAAAACAGUUAAAAAGAUCAUAUUGAACCUGAUUUCCUUUCAGUUUAUAGUAAAAUUUAAUUAUGAUAGGCUUGCCUUACAUGCUACUGAUAAUAUAUAUAUACUUAUAAAUACGGUAUUGCUAUAGCUUUUAAAAUGUGAAAAUUAUCUUAUGUUUGCUGUU
Haplochromis burtoni (Burton's mouthbrooder) is the source of this 3150-nucleotide messenger RNA. Its product is annotated as G-box-binding factor. The record is from RefSeq and is a predicted model, not a curated record. The transcript has 7 exons. The coding region runs from base 1 to 2301 and encodes 766 amino acids. NCBI's taxonomy places the organism in Eukaryota, Metazoa, Chordata, Actinopteri, Cichliformes, Cichlidae.